UUCAACAUCUGUGAACAUUAUCAAACAUCUGACUGCUUGGGACACACGCAUAAUUGUUGAGCUACAAGGAGAUCUCACGACUUCUAUUUUCUGAAUUUCAUCGAGGCAAUCUGCUGACAGUUGAGAAUUCAGAAAUGACGGAAAAUCUUAUUCCCGACGGUUGCCCGACCGACCGACCGGUGGAGAAUGGCUACUUCAAAAAGGGAUGUAAUCCAUUUGCUCAGACGGGUCGCAGUAAGCUGCAGAAUAAAAGGGCACUUCUCAACCAUCAAAUCAUCAAGCAGAUGAGGAUGAGAGCUGGAGCAGAGAACCUCCUCAAGGCUACUACCAAUAAUAAGGUUCGGGAGCAGGUGGUGCUGGAGUUGAGUUAUUUCAACUCUGAUCUGCAGCUUCUCAUGGAACAGCUGGAAGGACUCAACAGCUCUGUGGAGGUUUAUCAGAAUGUAGAAGAGUCAUCCAGCAUCCCACUCAUACCUCUGGGUCUGAAGGAGACAAAGGACGUGGAUUUCUCUGUUCCUCUCAAGGACUUUAUUCUGGAACACUACAGUGAAGACGGCUCAAACUUUCAGGAUCAGAUAGAUGAUCUGAUGGACUUGAGACAGGCCUGUCGGACCCCAAGUCGGAAUGCUUCUGGUGUAGAACUGCUUGCUAGCUACUUAAGUCAACUUGCCUUCUUGGAGAGUCGAUUCUUCUCCCCUACGCGUCAGAUUGGCAUUUUCUUCACAUGGUAUGACUCCUUUACCGGUGUGCCUGUGUGUCAGCAGAACAUCUCUCUGGAGAAAGCCAGUGUGCUCUUCAACAUGGCGGCUCUCUACUCACAGAUCGGCACCCGUGCCAACAGACAGACACAAGCAGGACUCCAAGACGCCAUUUCUGCAUUCCAGAAAUCUGCAGGUGUGCUACACCACCUAAAGGAGACGUUCACACACACUCCCAGUUAUGAUAUGAGUCCUGCUAUGCUGAGCAUGCUGAUUCGGCUGAUGCUUGCACAGGGGCAGGAGUGUCUGUUUGAGCUAAUUGCUCUGCCAGGAAUUCGAAAUGAGUUCUUCAGCCUGCUCAAAAUGGCCCAAGAGGCUUCCAAGGUGGGAGAGAACUACAAUCAAGUUCUCCAGUCCAUGAUCCAGACCCCUGUUAAGAACAACGUGCCCUUUUUCUGGACCACCAUGUCCCAGCUGAAGAUCAAUCACUACAACUCUCUUGCCCACUACUUUGUCUCCACUGCUCUGUUGGACCAUCAGUUAACCCCCAGUGAUGAUGAGGACAAGCAGGAGAAGGCUCUGUCGCAGAUAUAUGACACUAUGCCUGAGGGACAUUCCCCACUUGACAUCCUGAAGAAUAAGGAGGAGAGACAGAGGAUAGGCAAAGCUCACCUGCAGCGUGUCAUCAUGGGACAUGAAGAGGCGAUCCGCACGCAUGCUGUCUGUCAACACCUGCAAAAACUGGACAUCCUAAAGGACAUUCUGCAAGCCAGCCACAAACGUUCUCUUGCCAAGUUUGAACAAAAUGUCAAGGAAGACGAGUUCAUAGACUACAUGGUUGCACCAGAUAUCAUCUCUAAAACAGAAAAGAAAGCGGAGAUGGAGAUUCCUGCUGCCACCAAGGUGAAAGUCACCGACUUAUUCCAGCGGCUGGGGCCUUUGUCUGUUUUCUCAGCAAAGCAGAGAUGGACUGCCCCACGCUCCAUCAGGCUGAAAUUGCAGGACAGAGAUCUCGGAUUCACUCUGAAGGGAGAUGCACCUGUUCAGAUACAGUCACUCGAUCCACUUUGUCCCGCCGCGGCUGAGGGACUGAAAGAGGGAGAUUACCUUGUUGCUGUUGGCGAUACAGAUUGUAAAUGGAUGGGAGUGAGUGAUGUGAUGAAGCUUUUGAAGGAUGUGGAUGAGGAAGGCAUCAACAUUAGAGUUGUCAGCAUGAUGGACAGCAGCAGCCAGCCAAUGCCCACCAAGAGCGCUACGUACUGUGGUGGUCUUCCCAAGACCUACUCCAUGAUCUGCCUGGCUCACAAUGAUGAUGAGCAGAACCCAAAGUCUCGCAAGGUAGCAAAGAAACAGUCAUUCCUCAGUUGGGGUCUCAAGAACAAGCUGAAGAGUAGCAGCACAUUGAGUUUACCCAACGCAGAUUACAGCGGAGCCCUGCCCUCGAACAGACCAUGCCCUACCUUACCUACCCCCUAUAAUGAUAGUUCCCUCUACUAAACACACAUACACAUGUACGUAACUAGAUUUGUACAUACACUGAUAGCACAAAAGCACACUAUAUUACAAAAAACUAAAAAAGAGGGAGAUUAAUUGAGAGUGGCUGAAAUUAACUCCUGAAACCCAAUGUAAAUUUUGCGCAGACCUAUAAACACAGUGUAAGCUAUUUUUAUUUCUUCAUCAGUGUGGUUAUCUACAUAACAUCUCAUCUGUAUAUGAAUGUUGAAAUAUUGUGUUUUUAUUGAAUCGGUAGACAAAACACAAUGUGUAUGCUGCUCAAAAUAUUAACAUUUUUCUUUUGUUUGUUUUAUUAUUCUUGUGUUGAAUGGUUUAAAGAAUGAUGAGGUGUGAUGAAGGAUUUUUAGGCUGUUGAUACAAAUCUGUGCCCUCCUCAAAUUAAAUGAGGGCUGGUUGAUUGACAGUUGCCUUAGGGUGUAGAAACUCAUUUUUUCUGCAAUUGUACCUGCCUCUACUUCACUCUGCUGGAGGACAUUAUUUCCUUUCCACAGACAGUCUGUGGCUUAAGAUAGACCACCACAGAAAGUUUCUAUGGUGAUCUUGCAUCAUUGAAUGGAAUUCUAAUCCUGUGUCAAUCACUGUAGAGGAACAGAAUGUAAGCGAGAACAGUGAAUAGCUUUUGGUCUUGGAAUGUCUGAAUAAGUAAUAUUAUUUUCAUAUAUUUACUUACACUGAAGGGAAAUACUAUGAUGGGACUCUUGCUAUGCUUACCUUAAAUGUAUUGCCAAGUUCAAGCAAGAAGUAUAGAAAAUGUCAUAGCAUUGAAUUCAAAUGGCAUUUUUAUUUAACCUUUGUUUUGUGUUUUUCCUAGCACUUCUUAAGUGUUGGAAUGUUUCACUUUCUACAAAGUAGAUUUUUAUACACAUUUGAUAAUCAAAUAAUUUAAAUUCAAAAAUAAAGAGGAAAAAAAUAUAUAUAUAAACGUAUUCUUUUUAAGGAUGUAUUCGUUUUUGUAUAGUAAAAUGAGCCUGAUGUAUAUAAUCAUGGGUGUGGUAUCUUUUCUGUGACUGUGUACAUUUCUAAACUUUAUAUGGUGUAGUUCAAAAGGUAUAUAUAAUAUGGUGGGCUUUUUUUCUUCAUUUAUCUUAUUUAUAUUAUUUAACAUUUGCAUUGAACUGCCUCUCCAAACCUCAGAGGCCUUUAGUAUGCCUUACCAGAGUCAACACUGAAACAAUCUUAUACACUUCUUGAUUGUAAAUACUGUAUUAUACUUUAUGAAUGUAUCCUUUCCAUUUAUGUUUUCGCAAGUGCCACAUUAAUAAGUUACUUAUUAUAAGUUACUUAUUAACAAUUCUUUUAAACUUAAUGCACACAGUCCUUUCCAUUAGAGUUGAGCUGAAUUCUGUAUAUCAGUGCCCUAAAUUCGAACUUGAUUACGAUUACUAACAAUGAUGGUGAAAAAAACAGUGAAACGGAUUCCAGUUUUGUUUCACAACAUUUUCCUGUGUUCUUGUGUUUCUAGUUUAUUUGUGGAUUAGCAGUGGGAUAAGUCUGAGGAAAUGUCUGGCUUAUGAGAAAUUGUAUGUUGCUGCCUACGUUUAUGUUGAAUAUGUAAAUCUAGAACUCAAUAAAAUAAGGGGUCAAA
Messenger RNA from Xyrauchen texanus (razorback sucker), 3798 nucleotides. Its product is annotated as rhophilin-2-like. The transcript is spliced from 15 exons. The record is from RefSeq and is a predicted model, not a curated record. Gene Ontology annotation, molecular function: protein binding. Gene Ontology annotation, biological process: negative regulation of stress fiber assembly; signal transduction. Bases 135 to 2195 code for a protein of 686 amino acids. NCBI's taxonomy places the organism in Eukaryota, Metazoa, Chordata, Actinopteri, Cypriniformes, Catostomidae.